AUGAAGAGGAAACAUCGAAGGGACAUUCAAGACGAUCGCGAAGAUGCCUUGGUGCCACACUCGGCCCAGGAAUUGCAAACGGCAAAGGACGUGGCCGGGAAGACCUGGUUGACAUAUCGGGCAUCGCCGCUACACGCCUUCAAGGAGGAGCGCCUGGCGGACUACGCCGCGAGCCUGCGCCGACACAUGACUGCCGACUGCCAGGAGGCGGUGGGCCAGCGCUGGCGCUUCCUCGCCGCCGCCUACCGCCUGCCCGGCCUCGCCGAACAGCACGGACGGGUCUUUGCCUUCGUGGUCGGGCUCAAGUCUGUCGCGGGCAAGCGCGCGGAGAGUCCGCUUUUCCAAGCGAUUCUCUCUAUUGCCCGACCGGGCACGGCCCCGGAGGGAGCGCAGGGCCGAGGCGAGCACCCGGCCUAUCCGGUGUUCCUGCUGCGAGGCAACAAGACCACCACAGACUCGUUCAGCGCUUGGCUCUACGGACAGUUCGACUCGCGGGUGAGCCAGCUCUCCUUCUCGCCCUACACUCUAGCGCGCAUGGCCGCGCUAUGGGGAUCGAGCGAUGCUCCGCCUAAACGCUCGGCCUCUGGGGCGGCCGAGGUGCUGGAGCUCGUCUACAAGGCACCCGAGUACAUCCCCGAGCUCAACACCAUCAGACUCACCAUCCCACAGGAGGACAUGCGCCGCUUGGCCGCCGAGAUGACUGAACAAAACCACAAUCUGUACAAAGAAGAAGACGACAAGCUGGCGGAGGUGCGGCCAGGGCUGCUGCGAGCGCUGGAGGAACACUUUUUCUACCACUUCCGCAUAUCACUCUCGGCCUUCCUUCUCUAUCGGAUCUCCACGCCUGUCGCCCACGUGAACAGCAGCGGCAAGCUCAAGUUGACGGAGGCCAACAUAUCGCUCGUGUUUCAGCAGCUGGCCAUCUACGCCCAGCUCUGA
Molecule: messenger RNA, 939 nt
Organism: Acanthamoeba castellanii str. Neff
Lineage: Eukaryota; Discosea; Longamoebia; Acanthamoebidae
Product: centromere protein
Exons: 10
Coding region: 1-939 (312 amino acids)
Source: RefSeq, a predicted model, not a curated record